GGCUUCCUCUGGCAAAUAAAGACAGGAAUACCAACUUCGGGUUUAAUUGGCAAAUUUGGACCUUAUUGUUCCUGCAUAUUAACGAAUUAUCGAUAAACAGCACCAUCAGAGAAAGUCAGAGGAAUAUGAAAAUCAACAGUACCAUCCGCAUAAUUGGUGAACGGGUAGUCUUAGUUCCAUACAAGAAGAUGCAUGUGGAAAAAUAUCACCGAUGGAUGUUAUCCCCAGAAUUACAGGAACUCACAGCUUCGGAGCCUCUAAGUCUGAAGGAAGAGUAUGAGAUGCAGCAGUCAUGGCUCAUUGAUGAUGAUAAGUGCACUUUCAUUGUGUUGGACAAAUGUCUUCUAGCUGAAAAGAACAAUGAGCUUGAAGCAAUGAUUGGAGACACGAAUCUAUUCCUGGUCGAUCAGGAGGAUAGGACUCGUGCAGAGGGAGAAAUCAUGAUUGCAGAACCACUGUUCAGAGGCCAAAAACGAGGCUGGGAGGCCAUGUUGCUUAUGUUUAGAUAUGGCAUUGAGCAGCUAGGGGUGAAGACAUACGAGGUCAAGAUAGGUAUGAGUAAUACACCCAGUAUAAAGAUGUUUCAGAAAAUGCACUUUGAGGAAACCACAAGAUCAGAUGUCUUCCAGGAAGUUACAUUGGAGUGUUCUGUCAAUGAGAAGUGGAAGGAAUGGUUGAAUGAAAAUAUAAAACAUUUUGAAAUAGUCCCAGAUGAAAUGUUAAAUUAAUGCUGAUGGAGUUAGUCAAUAUUAAAUGGAUUGUGAAAGGAAAUUAGCAGGUUUUAGAUCCACCUAGCACAUGGAUAUGAUGUGUUUACUACACAUCAAGAUUUCUUGAUUAGUACUUAAUAAGUUUAUUUAAUAAGGAAAAGCAAAUAAGUUUAUAUAGUAAGGAUAAGCAUAGAAGUUUAUAUAGUAAGGAUAAGCAUUUUUUGGUGAAUAUUUUCUACUUUUCUACUAUUAACAUUCAUGUAUAUGUAUGCAAAAAGGUGCUGUGCAAUGUACUAUCUUUAAUUCAGUGUAACAAUCCUUGAUUUUGUUCUAUUGUUUUAUAAUUAUGGAGAAGAUUCUUAAUGAAUAAAUAU
Penaeus vannamei (Pacific white shrimp) is the source of this 1084-nucleotide messenger RNA. RefSeq names its product microtubule-associated Nat9 (gene Mnat9). Gene Ontology annotation, molecular function: N-acetyltransferase activity. The record is from RefSeq and is a predicted model, not a curated record. NCBI's taxonomy places the organism in Eukaryota, Metazoa, Arthropoda, Malacostraca, Decapoda, Penaeidae.